Molecule: messenger RNA, 1071 nt
Organism: Apodemus sylvaticus (European woodmouse)
Lineage: Eukaryota; Metazoa; Chordata; Mammalia; Rodentia; Muridae
Product: eukaryotic translation initiation factor 2 subunit 2-like
Exons: 1
Coding region: 1-870 (289 amino acids)
Biological process (GO): formation of translation preinitiation complex; formation of cytoplasmic translation initiation complex; translational initiation
Cellular component (GO): eukaryotic translation initiation factor 2 complex
Molecular function (GO): translation initiation factor activity; mRNA binding; translation initiation factor binding
Source: RefSeq, a predicted model, not a curated record
AUGUCCAGGGAUGAGAUAAUUUUUGAUCCUACUAUGAGCAAAAAGAAAAAGAAGAAGAAGCAUUUUAUAUUAGAUGAAGAAGGUGAUGCCCAGACAGAAGAAAGCCAGUCCUCAGAGACAAAAGAAGUGGAGCCAGAACCAACUGAAGAGAAAGAUGUGGAAGCUGAUGAAGAAGACAGUAGGAAAAAAGAUGCUUCUAAUGACUUAGAUGACUUGAAUUUCUUUAAUCAAAAGAAAAAGAAGAAAAAGACAAAAAAGAUAUUUGAUAUUGAUGAAGUUGAAGAAGUUAUGAAGGAUGUUAAGAUUGACAGUGAUGCUCAGGAGCCAGCUGAGCUAGAAGAUGACCUUGAUACUAUGUUUGGCAAUAAUAAUAAUAAGAAUAUUAAAUUCCCAGAAGAUGAGAUACUAGAAAAAGAUGAAGCUUUAGAAGAUGAAGACACCAAAAAAGAUGAUGGUAUUUCAUUCAGUAACCAAACUGGGCCUGCUUGGGCAGGCUCAGAAAGAGAAUACACAUAUGAGGAGUUGCUGAACCGAGUGUUCAACAUCAUGAGAGAAAAGAACCCAGAUAUAGUUGCUGGAGAGAAGAGGAAAUUUGUUAGGAAACCUCCACAGGUCAUCCGAGUAGGAACCAAGAAAACUUCUUUUGUCAAUUUUACAGAUAUCUGUAAACUAUUACAUCGUCAACCCAAACAUCUCCUUGCAUUUUUAUUGGCAGAAUUGGGUACAAGUAGUUCUAUAGAUGGUAAUGACCAACUUGUAAUCAAAGGAAGAUUCCAAGAAACAGAAAAUGUCUUGAGAAGAUAUAUCAAGGAAUAUGUCACUUGUCACACAUGCCGGUCACCGGACACAAUCUUACAGAAGGACACCUGACUCUAUUUCUUACAGUGUGAAACCUGUCAUUCUCGAUGUUCUGUUGCCAGGAUCAAAACUGGCUUCCAGGCUGUCACAGGCAAGCGAGCACAGCUCCGUGCCAAAGCUAACUAAUUUGCUAAUCACCAUUGAUUUUUCCAAAAUGUGUUGGAGAUUUGGCUGAACAGGUUACCAUCAGAGUGGAUGUACCAUUGAGUUAAA